Messenger RNA from Rhipicephalus microplus (southern cattle tick), 769 nucleotides. RefSeq names its product mite group 2 allergen-like Ixo r 2. Gene Ontology annotation, molecular function: sterol binding. Lineage: Eukaryota; Metazoa; Arthropoda; Arachnida; Ixodida; Ixodidae. Gene Ontology annotation, biological process: sterol transport. The record is from RefSeq and is a predicted model, not a curated record.
CUUGUGAACGUCUCCAGCUGGCUUCGCUUAUACGCGCCUCUCUCAAGAGGGCGUAUAUAAAUUGCAGUGGCCACGGUAGCUAUCAGCACACGCUCGCAUAGAUAUUAGCAAAGUGCCCCCGUACCCUACUUUCUGUAACUUACCGAUUCAGAACUUACCGUGAACCAUGAUUCGUUUUGUGGCUUGCCUUCUCCUAUGUGGCUUGGCCGCUGCACAACGCAGGGACAUUAUCUACGAAGACUGCGGCAGUCAGGCGAAGAUCCUCUCGGCCCAAAUAGAGCCGUGCGACUCCGACCCCUGCGUCUUGAAGCGUGGCACGAAGCCCAAGGUGUACUUCACGGUUACCUCUGAUCAGGACACCGAGAAGGCCACGCUGGAUGCUACAAUCGGCGUGUUCGGCCUCGAAAUUUCGGUGCCCGGCCUGGAUAAGGACCUGUGCGAGAACAUGGUGAAGUGUCCCAUUAGCAAGGGCCAGACCUACUCCGGCGUCAUGGAAGUUUUCGUGCCGCUAUUCGCACCAGCCAUGAAGACUCACGUCUCACUCAAGGUGGUCGGUGACAAGGGCGUUAGGUCUGCGCUAAGACACCUAUUAUGGUUGAGUAACACCAAACUACCUGGCUUUUCUCCCACACUGGAGGUCUAUGCCCGGGCUGAGGAGCUGUGCCUGCUGGGGUCAUGGGCUAUACAGCAUGACCGAGUGCUCCCUGGAAGCCUGCUAUGCUACCCCAUGCCUGAACGACUGCCACCCACAGAAGGGAGCUCAGUGUGA